AUGAAUCUUUCUCCCAUAUCUCAGUUCCGUCCAGUAGCCUUCGUCUUCACCAACCAGCCGCCACUUUGGACCACUCUCUUCUGCAACCCAACACCGCCCCAGGUCACCCGCAGCAAGCUGCCACGCCGCUCUCCGCCAACAUCACGGCCCGCCUUUGCUACUAGCACCAGCAGCCACCGCCAGCAGCGCCUGUGGCCUCCUCCGAGCGGAGCACUCCCAUCCUCAUCACCGCCUCUAUUCCUGACGCAGCAAGCCGCCACGCCGCUCUUCGCCAACCUCACGGCCAGCCUCUGCUCCAGCCAUCACCGCUGCACAAACCCACUCCUGCUCCCGGCAAGAUCCCCCAGUUCUCCGGCGGUAUUCCCCCUCUGCAAGUACCUCCAUUACACCACUCUGCGGCCUCACGACCCCCGCCCCUCUUCUCCAUCCCGCAGACGGCCCGCUGCCCAGCCACCACCACCGCACGAAUCUUUCUCCCAUAUCUCAGUUCCGUCCAGUAGCCUUCGUCUUCACCAACCAGCCGCCACUUUGGACCACUCUCUUCUGCAACCCAACACCGCCCCAGGUCACCCGCAGCAAGCCGCCACGCUGCUCUCCGCCAACCUCACGGCCCGCCUUUGCUACCAGCACCAGCAGCCACCGCCAGCAGCGCCUGUGGCCUCCUCCGAGCGGAGCACUCCCAUCCUCAUCACCGCCUCUAUUCCUGACGCAGCAAGCCGCCACGCCGCUCUUCGCCAACCUCAUGGCCAGCCUCUGCUCCAGCCAUCACCGCUGCACAAACCCACUCCUGCUCCCGGCAAGAUCCCCCAGUUCUCCGGCGGUAUUCCCCCUCUGCAAGUACCUCCAUUGUAA
Molecule: messenger RNA, 852 nt
Organism: Malania oleifera
Lineage: Eukaryota; Viridiplantae; Streptophyta; Magnoliopsida; Santalales; Ximeniaceae
Exons: 2
Coding region: 1-852 (283 amino acids)
Source: RefSeq, a predicted model, not a curated record